Mugil cephalus (flathead mullet) is the source of this 6239-nucleotide messenger RNA. RefSeq names its product insulin receptor substrate 2-like. The transcript is spliced from 3 exons. Gene Ontology annotation, molecular function: insulin receptor binding; phosphatidylinositol 3-kinase binding. Lineage: Eukaryota; Metazoa; Chordata; Actinopteri; Mugiliformes; Mugilidae. The record is from RefSeq and is a predicted model, not a curated record. Bases 256 to 3441 code for a protein of 1061 amino acids. Gene Ontology annotation, cellular component: cytosol; plasma membrane. Gene Ontology annotation, biological process: insulin receptor signaling pathway.
CAGCGUCACAUGUUGUUUUUCUCCAGGAUCGGAUCAGUCCCCUGGUCGGGUCCCUCUCCUUUGCACUGUUCGCUUCAGCCGAUCGCGUUCACCAGGACCUGCUAUGGAUUAAUAAUAGUAGUAAUAGUAAUUUAAAAGAAAAAAAAAGAAAACGGGUUACCUUUUUGAUUUUCUUUUGCAAUCUGUGUAAUAGUAAUAAGGAGAAGAAAAAAAGGACUUUGCUGAUCUGGACUUGGAAUAGAGAAGCGGAGAGAAAUGGCAAGUCCUCCGGUGACGGGGGGACACCUGUUAUCUAAUGGGACGAACGGCGUAAAGAAGUGCGGAUACUUGCGGAAGCAGAAGCACGGGCACCGGCGCUUCUUCGUGCUCCGGGAGCCGACCGAGCGGUGCCCUGCCCGGCUGGAGUAUUACGAGAGCGAGAAGAAAUGGAGGAACAAGUCCGCCGCGAAACGGGUCAUAACUUUGGACUCCUGUCUGUGCGUAAACAAGCGGGCCGACGCCAAACACAAGCACCUCGUCGCCCUCUACACCAAGGACGAAUACUUCGCCGUGGCUGCAGACAACGAGCAGGAGCAGGAGAGCUGGUACACGGUGUUGACUGAUUUAAUUGCCGAGGGGAAGGUGUACGACAGCCCCGCUUCCACGUCCUCUUUAGUGGGCUUUGAGGAGACCAGCUACGGGCUCCUCUCCCCUUCAGCUGCUAAUUAUAAGGAGGUAUGGCAGGUCAACUUGAAAUCCAAAGGUUUGGGUCAGAUCAAGAACCUCACUGGAGUGUACAGGCUGUGUUUGUCCAGCCGGACCAUCAGCUUUGUCAAACUGAACUCUGAAACCCCCGCUGUCAGUUUACAGCUCAUGAAUAUCAGGAGAUGCGGCCACUCGGACAACUUCUUCUUCAUAGAGGUGGGCCGCUCAGCCGUGACGGGGCCGGGGGAGUUCUGGAUGCAGGCGGAGGACUCCGUGGUGGCGCAGAACAUCCACGAGACCAUCCUGGAGGCCAUGAAGGCCAUGAAAGAGCUGUCCGAGUUCAGGCCGAGGAGCAAAAGCCAGUCUGCCAGCACUAACCCAAUCUCUGUGCCCACGCGUCGCAACCUCAACAACCUGCCCCCCAGCCAGACCGGCCUGGUGAGGAGGUCCAGAACAGACAGCAUGGCAGCCACGUCCCCCGGGAGGAAGUUCACAUCCUGUCGGAUCAGAACGGCCAGCGAAGGGGACGGCAGCGUGACGCGGCCCGUGUCCAUGUCAAUAUCUGUGAACGGGAGCCCCACUAGUCCAAACUCUGGGAGUCACUUCAACAGGUGCCACACCCUCAGCAGCGGGCGCACCUGCAGGAUGCUGGAGUCCAGCUCCAACCUCCAUCACAGCCGGUCAAUGCCGGUGUCCAACUCCCCUCCAGCUGCCUCCAGCCCCAUUAGCAUGUCCCCCAGAGGGGGGGCUAGUAUCUCCACUCCGGACAAAGCCAGGAGGCCCUUCAGCUGCAGCGCCUCCAUCUCCGGCUCACUUAGCGACACUGGCUUCAUGCUCUGUGACGACUACAGCUCCAGCCCAGGUGAACCCAAGUUCCUCCCGCUGACCCGCAGCGACACCCCGGACUCCCUGUCCAGCACACCUCCGUCCCGGGACACGAGCGACCCGUGCGGUUACAUGAUAAUGGAGGGAGCGAACGGCAACAGGUCUGGCGCCGGUAGCGAGGGUCUUGCUUUUGACAAGGCGUACAGGAAGCGAACCCACUCCCUCACGACGCCACGGCAACAGAGAGUGGUGGCGCCGCUGUCCUCAGCUUCCCUGGAUGACUACACGCUAAUGAGAAUGGCCCACGGACAGAACUCCCACUCCGCCUCGCCAAAAGUGUGCUACCCAGAGGAUUACGGUGACAUAGAAAUCGGUUCAUCCAGGAGCUCCAGCAGUAACCUUGGCGACGAUGGCUACAUGCCCAUGACGCCAGGUGUAGCGCCUCAGUCUGGCAAGGGCGACAACUACGUUCCCAUGAGCCCCAUGUGUGUGUCAGCACCGAAGCAGAUUGUGAACCCUAGGGUGCAUCCUCAGGUAGCUGCCGGCGGCGGCUACAAGACCAACUCUCCUUGCAGCAGCUCUCUGGAGGACAGUGGCUACAUGAGAAUGUUUUGCGGCUCCAAAUCGUCAAUCGAGAGCCCGGACAGACACGGCGAAUACAUGAAUAUGUCACCUGGAAACCCACCUCCGCUCCAGACCCCACCUGAAAACUACCUGGGACUGCUAGGCGGUGAAUCAGUUAGGCCAGUCUACCAGAACGGCUCCCUCACGCUACCUGCUAAACUUCAGGCCUCCAAGAAUGACGACAACGGUCAGUAUGUGCUGAUGAGCCCUCAGAGUUUGAGGCAGAGGGCAGGGGAGUCAGAUUAUUAUUCAGUGAUGCACCCCAGUGCAGCUCAGACGUCGCCGCUGAGCCCCUCGAUGCCCUCCCCGGUCAGACAUAAUCGCGCCGAAAGCCUGCCGUACAGAGGGAGGCUGGGCAGGCCUAACAGGCUGUCUCUGGACACCGUGAGGACGCUGCCCAGGAUGAAUGAACAUCCCCUUCCUGGAGAGCCCAAGAGUCCCGGAGAGUACAUUAACAUUGAUUUCAGCUGCACCAGAUUCUCCCCGCCCUCCAUCAUAUCCACGGAUAGCCAGUGUUCGUCGCUGGGCUCAAGCGGCGGGGGCCCGGGGAGAUCGUCUCUGACAGACUACAUGAACCUGGAGCUGGGCUCACACUCACCCAAGGAGGCUGACACUCCAGCGGGGCGCUUGGACACGCUCCCAGAGUUAUCAGCGUGCUCCUGCUCAGAGGAGGACGGAGUGUACCAUGUGAACGGUGAGAAAGACUCUCAGGGGCUCGGCGAUGAGGUGAAAAACGACUACACCGAGAUGACGUUUGGGAUGACCAGCUCGCCACCACAGCUUGUUCGACAGAACUGUACAAGCAGCCAGAGCAGCAGGGAGGGAAGGCUCUCCCUGGAGGACCAGGGUGUCCCUGAACACAUCGGGGUCUUCCUUCUCGGCGCCACCUCCUCCCCACCCGUGGACCCCGACCGCUCCGCCAAGGUCAUCCGGGCCAAUCCGCAGGGACGCCGGCGCCACAGCUCCGAAACCUUCUCCUCCACUGCCACCGUGACCCCGGUCUUCCCGUCCUUCGCCCGCGGCGACGCAGUGAAGAGGCACAGCUCGGUGGAGAACAUCUCGUCCCGGAGCAGCGAGGGCUCGGACGAGGAGUGCGGCAGCCCGGUGAGCAGGCAGAGCUUGGCCGGAUACCCCAACGGACUGAACUACAUUGCCUUGAACCUGCUGGACAACAGGGGUGUGGAGAAAUGUGAGGACCUCGUUGGCUUCAAACCCACCAGCAGCUGCAAAGGGGGUAUCAAUGGAUUACACAGCACACCAUAUGUCUGUUUGGGAUUCAAGGAGGCUGCAACCACUGCCAAAGACUGAAGGACCUGUCUGUCCUCUGACUUUGCAUCUUGACUGACCUGCUGCUCGAAAACAAGAAAACUUAAAAACUCUGCUCUCCCACUGGGCUUUGUGGCCCCGGAAAGACUCCCGUCUUUCUGUCUCUCUGGACCCUCGGCGUCACAAACACUUUGGAAACAAGCGGGGCGGCAUCUAUGCAUGUCAUGAGUUUGCUGAAGGCGGGACAGGUGUGUUGUUGUUGCUGUUGUUGUUGUGUGUCGGAGCGUCUCAUGUUCCCUGCACUUUUAGAGGCCAUUUCUCCUGUGACCCAAAUUCUGGCAGAAGCACAGAAGCAAAGAUAGUCAGACGAUAACUAAACUCUAAUGGUACCGAGAUACUAUUUAUUUACUUGAGGGUAGCUGUAUGACUGCCUGUGUAAAUGUGUGUAAAUGAGUGCGUGUUUUUGAGACCAACUGGUGUGCCAGUGAACAAUGAUACUGCUAUAUUUACAUUCAAGAAGAGAGGGAUGAUACCAAGGUACACUGAGUAUAUGACUAUAUUAUAGAUUCGAUAUUUUAUUUAUUUUUGGAUGAUGAAUGUCUGAUAAGACCUACCCAUUGCCUUAAUGUCUAUAUGUCCUUAUGUUUUCUAUGAAAUAAGAGAUAAAUAUUCUAUUAUGGUAUGUCUGUUUGGACCUACAUCUCUAUAUUGUUAUUCUCUUGUGGAAAGUAAAAUGCCUAGUUUACCAUAAAAUAUAUAUUAUUUCAAAAAAAAUGUACAGUACAGUGGGGCUGCUUGAGAUCUGAUUUAUUGUAUUGCUGUUAAAGUAUUUUCUUAAUUACAUAUUUCUUAUUCAUUCUAACCUAGUUUAUUUUUUUGUCCAAUCAAAAAACGCUGGACUUAAAGAAAUAUAUUUCUAAAUGUCUUCAAGAGUUAUGCAUGUCUUUAUAAGUCGGCUCAGACCCCGCGUCACCAGGCAUCUGAAUGCACUGUACGUCCCACAGUUCCUCAGUCACUUGAGCCUGAAAACCUCACACACUCCUACCUUCAAACCUACGGCCUGUCGUUUAGCUCGACGCGGGCCGCCCUGCUGUGAUAUCAUUUGACUGUGCAAAUGUAUAGUUGGGGGGAGGGAGGGGGUGAUAACGGAGCGGAGAGAGGGGGAGCUAAUGUAAAACUGUAGAGGUCCGGGGCACAGGUGAGACGGUAUCUGGUCGGCAAGUGGGGGCUGAAUUAAAACGGGGGGUAAAGGGGCACUGAAAAUGUAGUGGUCUGUAGUCGCAUCUGGCGCCAUCAUGGAGGUUCACUGGAGACUUAACAGUCUGGAAAACACACAAACCAUUAGCUUCACCAUUAGCAACUGGCUAGCAUUAGCUAAGAUUAUUAGCUAUUGCCAAACAAGUUAGGAAAUGGAGCAAGAAUGUUUUGUGGUCAACUUUUAUUUCUCAGAAAAAGAAGGUGUCUUCUUUAGAGGUCGCAGGUUAACCUAAGCUAAAUAUUUUUACACGCUCCCUGGGAGCCUCCAAAAUGGCCGCCGAGGAAAAAAAUCUGCUAACGUUAGCUACCAUACGCUGAUGGUGAUACCGUGGUUGUAACACAAAACAGAUUCUCCAGGCAAAGUUUUAUUUCUCAGAAAAAGAAGCUGUCUUCUUUAGAGGUCACAGGUUAAGCUAAGCUAAAAUUUUUACUCACUUCCCAGAAGCCUCCAAAAUGGCUGCAGAGGAAGGAAACUGCUAACAUUAGCUACCAUACGCUAAUGGUGAUACCAUGGUUGUAACACAAAACUCAUUCUCUAGGCAAACUUUUAUUUCUCAGAAAAAGAAGGUGUCUUCUUUAGAGGUCACAGAUUAAGCUAAGCUAAUUUUUAUUUUAUUUUUACUCGCUUCCUGGGAGCCUCCAAAAUGGCCGCCAUGGUAUAAGCACUCUAUCGUCAUCCUCACUGUGGUCACCCACUGUGCCGACUCCAGCUGGCUCCCUUUAGUGUACAGUAGAUUGUAAAACCUUGAACCAUAUUCUGAAUGUAUCGCUGAACUGGUGCAAAUGGUUUUGACAAGAGUCGAAUAACAUUGGAGCUGUACCAUACUAAAUCGUGUUAUCUAUUUAUCUUCAGAGUCUUGAAUGUGUAUAUUUUGUACAUAGAAAGAGUUUAACUAAAUAAAAAAAAAAAGAAUCUAUUGAAUAUACCUAGAGUACUUAGAUUUUACCUAUGUUGCAAUGAUAUUCCUGUGUAAAGACUUUGGCUACCGAUUUUUAAAAAGGGGAUGGGGGUUUUUGCUUUGGGGUUGUACAGUGUAUUGUAUGCUUCCCGCUGCCCCCAUCACAGUCUGAUUAUAUGAAAAAAUAAAAAUACUAUUUGUCUAUUUUAUUAUAGAAAUCUCUCUCUGCCUUGUCGACACACUUUACCCGAUGGCAUAUGCAAUAGUGACAUGACUAAAUCUAGUUUACAACUGUGGAACCAAAUGUAACAUUGCAUUGAUUUUUUCUUUUCUUUUCUUUUCUUCUGGUGAUGAACAGGGGCUUUUUUUUGCUCCUUGUACAUUUCUUUUUCUGCCAAGAGUUUUUUUUUUUUUUUCCAUCGCUGGGAACUUGUCUAAAUGCGCUUUUCCCCCCCAUUUCUGUGUCCACGGACAGGUUUUUGUUUUUCCGAUCGACCUUUGGUUGGCUCAGUUUGAAUGUGUUGUUGUCUUCCAUUGUACAUAGUUCAAUAUGCUGUUGUAAUGCUCAUGAGAAGAGAUGAUUAUAAUGAUUUAUAAAUUCUGGUAGUCAAGUAUUGCUUUUUUUUUUGUCUGUAUUCAUUAUGAAUAGCAACCUACAGAAAUAAAUGAAUUUAUUUAAAGAGA